Messenger RNA from Manduca sexta (tobacco hornworm), 1782 nucleotides. Its product is annotated as zinc finger CCCH domain-containing protein 15 homolog. The transcript has 7 exons. Lineage: Eukaryota; Metazoa; Arthropoda; Insecta; Lepidoptera; Sphingidae. Gene Ontology annotation, biological process: cytoplasmic translation. The coding region runs from base 187 to 1377 and encodes 396 amino acids. Gene Ontology annotation, molecular function: mRNA binding; metal ion binding. The record is from RefSeq and is a predicted model, not a curated record. Gene Ontology annotation, cellular component: cytosol.
UGGAACUAAACUUCAAAAUUUUUGAUCGUGUUGCACCGUGGAUGGUGUUCUUUUCUUGAACAGGAGAAUAAAAUAGAAAUAAACCAUUGGAUUGUGUCGAAAUCAACAAUUCUGACUCGUAAUAAGUCACUUUAACAAUCUAAUAGUUAUAUUUCGUUAUUAGAAUUUGCGAGAAACAACCUAACCAUGCCACCGAAGAAAGCGAGUGGCGGUGGCGGUGGCGCUAGUAAAAAGACGGAACAGAAGAAAAAAGAAAAGGUUAUUGAGGACAAAACAUUUGGUUUGAAAAACAAGAAAGGUGCAAAACAACAGAAAUUCAUCCAGCAAGUUGAGAAGCAGGUGAAGAGUGGCGGCAUCCACCCUGCAAAGCCGGUUGAGGACAAGAAGAAGGAGAAGGAACAGAAAAUUAAAGAACAGAAGGAGCUGGCUAUGCUCUUUAAGCCAGUGCAGACACAGAAAGUAGAAAAAGGUACUGACCCAAAAUCUGUUGUAUGUGCAUUCUUCAAGCAAGGCCAGUGUACGAAAGGAGAUAAGUGUAAAUUCUCCCAUGACCUCACUAUUGAAAGAAAGGCAGAAAAACGGUCCCUGUACGUGGACAUGCGAGAUGAUGAAGACAACAUGGACAACUGGGACGAGGACAAGCUCAAGGAGGUGGUGGAGAAGAAGCACGGAGAAGGAAACAAGCAGCGCCCCACUACAGAUAUUAUAUGCAAACAUUUCCUGGAAGCCGUCGAAAAAUCGAAAUACGGUUGGUUCUGGGAGUGUCCAUCCGGUACGAAAUGUAUAUACAGGCAUGCGUUACCGCCUGGCUUCGUGCUCAAACGUGAUAAGAAGAAAAUGGACGAGAAAAAGAACGAGAUAUCGCUGGUGGACCUGAUUGAGAGAGAGAGAGCCGCUCUCGGACCAAACCAGACCAAGAUCACACUUGAAACGUUCCUCGCGUGGAAGAAGAAGAAAAUCAAGGAGAAAUUCGAAGCCCAAACGGCGGCUGAGGAGCAGAAGCGCAGCGAUUUCCGCGCCGGUCGCGCCGUGGGUCUCUCCGGACGAGAGAUGUUCUCGUUCGACCCGGCACUGGCGGCGGACGCGGACGACGACGGCGACGAGGCGGUCGACCUGCGAGACUACGGACACGAGGACGACGAGGCAUACCGGGAGUUGGAGCUGGACCUUAUUGGCAUGGAGGCGUCGGAGGUGGACGAUUCUGGCACAAAAGCAGCAACAGACCGACUGCAAAGGCUCGGUGAAGGUCUGGAGAAUGGCGAGAAGGAGGAAGAGGAGUCCCAGUCCCAGGAGCCGGCGGCGGUGCCCAUCAACGAGAACCUGUUCCUUGACGAGGAUCUGGACGAGGAACUCCAGAACCUGGACCUUGAAGAUUAGGAUCGGUUACGUGCACGACCGGACGUUAUAUGUGAAUUUAAGUCGUAUUCGUGCGAUUUUUGUACGAAUGGCGUGCGUUUAAUGUAUCAUGUUUUCUUAUGUAUUUGAGUUAUCAUGGAUUUAGCCUGGACGGAACAGUGAAAUAUUUGUUUAACGGUCAUUAAAUGCGUUGAGUGUAAGCUCAAAUCGUACGACAAGAAUACGUAUGACUUAUAUUUGUAUAUAAAUUUCAUCCGGUCUUAAAAUACCGUUGAAUGUAAGAACAUUUUAGUGUUGCCAAUUAGAAUACGUGUGUGUAUGGCGCUGAGUACGUAUGUUUUUUUAAACAUAAUUGAAAGAACAUACACGGGUUUAGGCGGCUAAAAGUCUGAUAAGAUAAAAAAAAAAUAGAAAAAUGAAAAGAUU